Messenger RNA from Xyrauchen texanus (razorback sucker), 1828 nucleotides. RefSeq names its product fibrinogen beta chain (gene fgb). Gene Ontology annotation, molecular function: signaling receptor binding. Bases 61 to 1515 code for a protein of 484 amino acids. The transcript is spliced from 8 exons. Gene Ontology annotation, cellular component: fibrinogen complex. The record is from RefSeq and is a predicted model, not a curated record. Gene Ontology annotation, biological process: protein polymerization; blood coagulation; platelet activation. Lineage: Eukaryota; Metazoa; Chordata; Actinopteri; Cypriniformes; Catostomidae.
AACUUUGUACAAGUGAGAACCUCACACUAUAGCGGAAACUGAAUUGUGAGCUCUACAAAAAUGAAGUAUAUAUUGUUACUUUUUCUGUGUGUUGGUGGAGCUCUAGCACAGGAAAAAGCAGAUUACGAUGAUUAUGGAACGGACACAAAGAAAAAGCCUGUAGAAGAGGUAGAUCCCAGAGGUCAUCGUCCUAAAGGUAGAGAAACCUACUCUCCAGGCCCUGCUGCCCCACCCCCCAUCAGUGGGGUAUCUCGAUACCGUGGACGACCAACUGUGGCACCAGUGGGGAAAGCAAUGCAGGAGAAGGAAGAGUACCAAGAUGCUGGUGGAUGUAACCACAUGUCUGAGGCAAUGGGCGUGAUGUGUCCCACGGGUUGUGAGCUGAAGAAAACCCUCAUUAAACAAGAACGGAAUGUCAGGCCAACUGUAGAUCAACUGAAAAGAUCUGUGGAUGACCUUUUCCAGUCCACCAACUCUGUCCAUGGCUAUGUCAUGGAUAUGUCUUCAGAAGUAGCUCAGAGACAAAGAGUCACCCAGGGCAAUGGUAUGCUGGUUAGUCAGUACACUGAUAGCCUAGAGAACCAGCAUUCUUUUAUAAAGGACGCUGUGGAUGUCACCGUCCCGCAGAACAUCAAAAUCCUACAAGCUGUUCUCGACAAAAUCCGUGAAAAGAUUCAGCGCUUGGAAAAAGCUAUCACUGUUCAAAAGGCCAAUUGUGCAACACCUUGCAAGGUCAGCUGCCCAAUUCCUGUGGUGUCUGGUAAAGAGUGUGAGGAAGUCUUCCGCAAAGGAGGCGAAGAAUCUCAGAUGUAUCUCAUACGUCCCGAUCCACUUGCCACGCCUUACAAAGUCUUCUGUGAUCAGACCUCUCAAAAUGGAGGUUGGCUGGUUAUCCAGAACCGUAUGGAUGGCAGUGUUGACUUUGGCAGGCGUUGGGACGACUACCGAAAAGGCUUUGGAAACAUUGCCUUUGAUGUGGGCAAAGGCUACUGCCAAACCCCUGGUGAGUACUGGUUGGGUAACAAUCGCAUUAGUCAUCUUUCAAAGAUGGACCCCACUGAGCUCUUGAUUGAAAUGGAAGACUGGAGUGGCUCAAAGGUCUACGCUCAAUACAAGCAGUUCACUAUACAGGGUGAGGCCAACAACUACCUUCUAUCAAUUGGUCGGUACUCCGGAACGGCUGGAAACACAUUCUUGGAAGGUGCUACAGAACUGUUUGGGGAGAACCGUACCAUGACCAUACAUAAUGGCAUGACGUUCAGCACAUAUGACAGAGAUAAUGACAAAUGGAUACCUGGAGAUCCUACUAAGCAGUGCUCAAGAGAAGAUGGAGGUGGAUGGUGGUACAACCGAUGCCACUCUUGUAAUCCUAAUGGCCGAUACUAUUGGGGUGGAUCUUACACAAAAAAUAUGGCCAAGCAUGGAACAGAUGAUGGCAUUGUGUGGAUGAACUGGAAGGGCUCGUGGUAUUCACUCAAAUCCAUCAGCAUGAAGAUCAGGCCAUUCUUCACUUAGUAAAAAGACUUCAAAUGAAUGGGAAUAAGAUGCUGUGGUAGAUGUGUUUGUGCAAUUUAAUGCCUCUCAUUUCAUUUACAAAGACGUUUUUGAGAAUUAAUAGGAUGAUUAUGAAGCCUAACAAAAGUUUACAUAAGAUACUAUAUCCAUAACAGAGUGACUUAAAAAAAUAUUUUCUUAUUUGAAGUGUUCAAAUGGAAUAUGUGGAGCAAAAUGCAUUACCAUUAAAUAGAAUGCACAUGCAAACGUGCUAAAUCUAGAUGGAUACCCAAUCCACAUAAUUCUCAUUAAAGAUUACCUGCAGCAAAUUAAA